CACCCCAGGAGCUCUCCAUUCUGCCUGGCUACCCUGUGCCCCACUGAGGCCAUACCAUGCAGCCCCGGUCUGUCCUGCACAGUGGCUACUUCCACCCACUGCUUCGGACCUGGCAGGUAGCCACCACCACCCUCAACGCCUCCAACCUCAUCUAUCCCAUCUUUGUCACGGACGUUCCUGAUGAUGUACAGCCUAUCGCGAGCCUCCCAGGAGUGGCCAGGUAUGGUGUGAACAGGCUAGAAGAGAUGCUGAAGCCCCUGGUGGAAGAGGGCCUGCGCUGCGUCCUGAUCUUUGGCGUCCCCAGCAGAGUUCCCAAGGAUGAGCGGGGCUCUGCAGCCGACUCUGAGGACUCCCCAGCUAUCGAGGCGAUCCGCCUGUUGCGGAAGACCUUCCCCAGCCUCCUGGUGGCCUGUGACGUCUGCCUGUGCCCCUACACUUCCCAUGGUCACUGUGGGCUCCUGAGUGAGAAUGGGGUAUUCCGGGCCGAGGAGAGCCGCCAGCGACUGGCAGAGGUGGCACUGGCCUAUGCUAAGGCAGGAUGUCAGGUGAUAGCCCCGUCGGACAUGAUGGAUGGACGCGUGGAAGCCAUCAAGGAGGCCCUGAUGGCACAUGGACUUGGCAACAGGGUGUCGGUGAUGAGCUAUAGUGCCAAGUUUGCUUCCUGUUUCUAUGGACCUUUCCGAGAUGCAGCUCAGUCAAGCCCAGCUUUUGGAGACCGCCGCUGCUACCAGCUGCCCCCCGGAGCACGAGGCCUGGCCCUUCGAGCGGUGGACCGGGAUGUACGGGAAGGAGCCGACAUGCUCAUGGUGAAGCCAGGGAUGCCCUACCUGGACAUGGUGCGGGAGGUGAAGGACAAGCACCCUGAGCUCCCUCUCGCUGUGUACCAUGUUUCUGGAGAGUUUGCCAUGCUGUGGCACGGAGCCCAGGCUGGGGCAUUUGAUCUCAAGGCUGCCGUACUGGAGGCCAUGACCGCUUUCCGCAGAGCAGGUGCUGACAUCAUCAUCACCUACUACACGCCUCAGCUAUUGCGGUGGCUGAAGGAGGAGUGAGGGACAGAGUGUGCAAGACCCAAGAACUACAAUUCAGCAGAAUUCCUGGGGCCUUGGAGAAAUGAAAACCAAAGUAAAUGCUGCUUUUAGAACUGUGCCCUUGUGCCCUCUUCCUGCUCACAUGCUGGUGGUUUCUGUGAGCAUGCUACAUCUUUCCCCUUCAACCACAUCCUCACGACUCUCCAGAGGUUCCCUACCCCUCCCCUGGGUCAGCCCCCAGGCUCACUUCUGCCACCUCCAGCCCCUGUCUCUCGUGUGCCUUCAGCUUGAAAGCAGCCAGGAGGUAUGGCUGCAGGCUUGCGGGCCUGCAAGGAGAGGGGCUUGGAGCAUUAGGGAAGAGGAGAACAGUUGGAUCCUAAGAAGCCCUGGAAACCCCAGGGCCUCUGGCAGCAGAGCUGGGCACUGGACUGAGACCUGGAUUGAUAUCACUGGGUAUACAGUUGAGAUUUGCUGCAAUUCCACUGGAAGGCAUUUCCCACACAGGCUGCUUGCAAUGUCCCGUUCUACUCUGAGCCAUAAACCCAGAGAGGAAUUACUCAUUAAUGAGCAGAAACGUUGCCGGAGAAUCAAAAUUCAGAAGCAAAGAGAAAUUCCCUGACUGUUGGAGAUGCUACCACCAAAAAAAGGCUUUUUAUUCAAGAGAGAUUUGUUGAGAACCUGGGCUGGGCACUGGGGAUACAGCAAGACUGACCUCAGCUUGUCAGUCUUUAUGAAAUUUAUACAAGGAGAGUGGGGAGACAGACAACAGUAAGAAAACAGACAAAUAAAGCAGUUACAAACCAUAAUAAGUGCUUCAAAGGAAACAGACUGAGAUAGAGAAUAACAGGGGAGGGUCUUCUCUUGAGAGGGUGGUCAGAGCCCCCCUGAGGUUGAGACCUGUGAGGGACAAAGGAAGAUCCCUGCAGAGAAU
This is a messenger RNA of Trichechus manatus latirostris (Florida manatee), 1959 nucleotides long. It is a transcript of the gene ALAD, whose product is annotated as aminolevulinate dehydratase. Gene Ontology annotation, molecular function: zinc ion binding; porphobilinogen synthase activity. NCBI's taxonomy places the organism in Eukaryota, Metazoa, Chordata, Mammalia, Sirenia, Trichechidae. Bases 57 to 1049 code for a protein of 330 amino acids. Gene Ontology annotation, cellular component: cytosol. The transcript has 11 exons. The record is from RefSeq and is a predicted model, not a curated record. Gene Ontology annotation, biological process: heme biosynthetic process.